Molecule: messenger RNA, 1458 nt
Organism: Suillus subalutaceus
Lineage: Eukaryota; Fungi; Basidiomycota; Agaricomycetes; Boletales; Suillaceae
Exons: 3
Coding region: 1-1458 (485 amino acids)
Source: RefSeq, a predicted model, not a curated record
AUGUCUUGCAACCGCUGUUCACAGUCCAGCAGCACACCCGCCAACUUUCUUUUACUGUGCAGAAGCUGCCACAAACACUGGCAUCAUAGAUGUCAUCCCCCUCCCCUCAAAGACGGUGAACUCCUUCAGCUCAUCUGCUCUCAAACCGCAGGCGAUCGUGAUAAUGGCCUCGAUAGUUGGAUAUGCAAACGUUGUAGUAAGAAAAAUCAAGCGGCUGAAACCAGCAGCAAAACUGCAGCUCAGUCGCUGAGACCGAAACCGGACGACAAUCAACAGCCACUGCCCUCUGUUCAGGCGCAAGCAUCGCUGGGGCUUGCACUUCCGAAGGACAAGGGGAAAAUCGAUCCAAACGUUGCAACUCGCGGCAGUGGGACAGCGGGACCUAGCAUCGAGACAACCACCCACAUACUCCAUACCGCCGAACGCACACAACACAACGACCAUGGCAGCCAGCACCAACAACAGCAGGACAAUCAUACAGGUAGCCAGAUGAAAAGUCUAGGUGCUGAAGAACUACGCUCCGCGAUUUUGCGCUCUGACUGUCUACGUUUUCCAGAUAACAAUAAACUUCCGACAACUACAGUCAAAAAGCUCCAAGUGAAACGUGUGCUCCAAGAGCAACACCUGGAUGGUCCUAGAGCGGAUCGUGACUAUCCCCAUAGAACGGAGACCUGUCUAGAUCAGCCCGCUGUGCCUUCCAAGUACGCCCGUGCUCCAGAUGGAAAGAAGGUCGUCUCGUCCGGGUAUCCACCGAAAGUCGAGCAGCUUAAAGAUGAAAACCGUUUAAAUCCUUCACACAUAGAAAAACCUGUAGCAACAAAAGAAGAUACGCCUCCCUCUCGCUCUGUUACUUUGUUCUCCGAAAGGAUUUGCUCUCCAUUCACUUCACUGCCUGUUAACGAAGAGGAACACAUUCACUAUGAUUCGGUGGUGAAGAGUCCUGGGGGCAACGGGCAGGAAGUGGGUACUCGUACAGAUACUCCUUCAGGAACCCCUGUUGGACAUGGCGACAUCGAGAUGAAGGAUGACAGUGAUGAUCUCUACGGACCUCCUGUCCCACGGUUUAGUAGUUCCACUCCCAUUCCAUCCAGUUCGAGACCGUCUAGCGAGCAGCAAGGAGGUUCUGUGAUGCAGGAAGGUUGUCAGACGACCCAACAACAAGGAGUUUUUCAAUCGCAUCAUCAAUCCGAAGGCCAGAGCAGACUUAAGCAAACACCAAAGGCAGAGACACAACCAUUGCUGGGCCCUGAUUGGUUGAAAGCUCGAUACUCGGUUGCCGAUGACCCAUGGUGCCGUCUCUGCGAUCCACAGCGCCGAAUGUAUAGUGUCAGCAGACGCAAGAAACCUACAACUAAGUUUCUUGGUAAUCCGGUGCAAUCGGUGGCGACAACAGAUAGAGAACUACUCAGGUUUUUUUUCUGUCGCGACUGGAUUCAGCAGACACAAGCCAAUAUUUGA